GAACGUUAGUUGAACCUCAGUUCAAUAUCAGUAUUGUAACUUAAGAAUGUAUUUAUGUGAAUAAAUUUGAUAGAAGGAAGAGAGAUAAAUGUAAUUUCGUAGUGUAUUAAAUGAUGCAUAUUUCUAAAACAGUACACUUUGUAUAAAAAAAGGAGGAGGAAAACAGAAAGAUGUAUCGAUCCUAUAACUAUCUGAAUUUUAUUCAAAACAUAACAUGUCGAUAUCAAGCCGAUCCAUUAUGUAUAUUCCAGAUUGGAAUAAACAAAAGACAUACCAGUAUUUUAAUAACGCCCAAGUAUGAUAUACAAUACAAAGUACGUAUGUUUUCGUAUUCUCAAAAAGUGUGUGCUAAUAAAAAAAUAGGCAGACAUGAGAAUAGCAGAUGGAUCAGCAUAGCAAGAUUUUUAUCUGAUGAUACAAAGAUUAAGGAUAAGUCUGAAAAGAAACUAGCUGAAGAUGUACAGCAGAAAGUGGUAGAGUUAAAGGAAGAGAAAUUGGGUAAAUUAAAAGAGAGAAUAUUAAAUAUAGAACCAAUUGAUUCUAGUGAUGAUAAGGAAAAAGGAAAAGAACCAACAAAAUUUGUUGAAAAACAAUCUACAGAAUCCAAAGAAUUGCCAAAGGAUGAUGUUAUGUCGAAAAAAGCGAAAAAGAGAAACAAAGUUGAUAAAUCGACUUCUUCCUUGGAACGUAAUUUUAUUACACCUGUGAGAGCUAUGUCGGACUUUUUAUUAAAGCCUUCUGAUUUGCAAUCUUUACCAAAAACAAAGAGACGUUCCCCAUAUGAGCUUGAACCACCUAUUACAGUUUACUGGAGGAAAGAUGUUGAGGCUAAAGCUUUGGAAGUUUGGGGAUCUCAAGAAGCUUUGCUAAAAGAACUUUUGAAAAAGGAGGUAGAGCGAAAGAUUUAUCAGCAAAAUGUUUUUACGGUCAAGAGAAGAUUGAGAGAUUACAGGCGAGAAAUUGGCAAUAAGACAGAAAUAGUUCAAAAGGAGGGUCUAUUUGGAAGGUCUGGCAAAGUAAUAUUGACUGCAAUAGCCAUAAAUGCCAGUAAUUUCAUAUGCAAAUUGAUUGCUUGGUUAUACACUGGCUCGCAUAGCAUGUUUUCUGAAUGUAUACAUUCUGCAGCAGACACUUGUAAUCAACUAAUUCUAGCCUAUGGUAUUCAUAAGUCAGUGCAGAAUCCUGAUCCGGAUCACCCUUAUGGUUAUACAAACAUGAAGUACGUCUCCUCAUUGAUAUCAGGCGUAGGAAUCUUUUGUGUUGGCACUGGUCUUUCCAUCUAUCACGGAAUUCACGGUCUUCUUUUUCCCGCACCGUUGGAUUCUUUUUUUUGGGCAUAUUUCGUCUUAGGUGGAUCCUUGUUAUCAGAAGGAGCAACUUUAAUGAUAGCCUUGCAUUCUAUCCGGAGAGGUGCAGAGGAAAAGAAAGAAAGCUUUAAACAAUUCGUCUUGGAAGGACAAGAUCCAUCUGUGAAUGUUGUGCUAAUGGAAGAUUUUGCAGCUGUACUUGGAGUUAUUGUCGCAGCAGGAUGUAUGGGAUUGACUUCAUAUCUAGAAAAUUCAAUGUUUGACGCCUUUGGUUCGCUUCUCGUAGGCGGAUUGCUCGGUGGAGUUGCAUCCUUUAUAAUUUAUUCGAAUGUUGCUGCGCUUAUAGGAAGAAGUAUAUCACAGGAGAAUCUGGAUAAAAUUAAUGCCGAAUUAGAAGCAGAUAUAAUGGUCCGUGCAAUUCACGAUGUGAAAGGCAUUGACAUGGGUAAUCAUUUGGUGCGAUACAAAGCUGAAUUAGAUUUUGACGGACGAGAACUCACAAGGUCUUAUCUAGACAAGCAUGAUCUUACGCUAAUGUUGGAGGAAGUGAAAAGCAUGCAAAAUAUUGAAGAGCUAGAGGCGUUUUUAUUGAAACAUGGUGAAAAUAUUGUAGACAUGCUCGGUGGAGAAAUUGAUAGAAUAGAAUUAAAAUUAAAGAAAAGUCAUCCAGAAAUACGACAUUGUGAUUUAGAAAUUCUAUAAAGAAAAAUCGUUAGGGGGGAUGGUUCAAGUAAAUUUUAAAACUUGUAGAAAAAAUUUCUCAUUUUUUUCUUUCUCCUUCUGUCCUUAUAGAUGUAAAUUAUUAUUUAUAACAUCUCUUUCAAUCCGAGACAUUAAUUUAACAUGACAAAUGGUUCUACUGUAGGAUAGAAGCUGUCUCAUUUACUCUUUUUAGAAAAAUCACUUUUUGUAAAUAUUUUAUGUAAGUUAUGUACAAUUGUGAGUUGCAAAGAUUCUUAUCUCUCACAUCAUUCAGCACAAUAAAUAAACAGAAAUUUCUUAUAAA
Messenger RNA from Camponotus floridanus (Florida carpenter ant), 2313 nucleotides. It is a transcript of the gene ZnT49B, whose product is annotated as zinc transporter 9. NCBI's taxonomy places the organism in Eukaryota, Metazoa, Arthropoda, Insecta, Hymenoptera, Formicidae. Gene Ontology annotation, biological process: zinc ion transport; transmembrane transport. The coding region runs from base 171 to 2009 and encodes 612 amino acids. The record is from RefSeq and is a predicted model, not a curated record. Gene Ontology annotation, cellular component: membrane. The transcript is spliced from 11 exons. Gene Ontology annotation, molecular function: monoatomic cation transmembrane transporter activity.